Messenger RNA from Condylura cristata (star-nosed mole), 2617 nucleotides. It is a transcript of the gene TMEM185A, whose product is annotated as transmembrane protein 185A. Gene Ontology annotation, cellular component: dendrite. NCBI's taxonomy places the organism in Eukaryota, Metazoa, Chordata, Mammalia, Eulipotyphla, Talpidae. The record is from RefSeq and is a predicted model, not a curated record. The transcript is spliced from 6 exons. The annotation marks the transcript as partial.
AGUAAAUUCCUCAUCUACGCCUGUCUGCUGCUGUUCUCUGUGCUGCUGGCCCUUCGUCUGGAUGGCAUCAUUCAGUGGAGCUACUGGGCUGUCUUUGCUCCCAUAUGGCUGUGGAAGCUAAUGGUCAUUGUCGGAGCCUCCGUCGGAACUGGAGUCUGGGCACGCAACCCCCAGUAUCGAGCAGAAGGAGAAACGUGUGUGGAGUUCAAAGCCAUGCUGAUCGCCGUGGGCAUCCACCUGCUGCUGCUGAUGUUCGAAGUCCUGGUCUGUGACAGGAUCGAGAGGGGGGGCCACUUCUGGCUCCUGGUCUUCAUGCCGCUCUUCUUCGUGUCGCCGGUGUCUGUUGCCGCCUGUGUCUGGGGCUUUCGACACGACCGGUCCCUUGAGCUAGAAAUCCUGUGUUCUGUCAACAUUCUGCAGUUUAUAUUCAUCGCCUUAAGACUGGACAAGAUCAUCCACUGGCCCUGGCUUGUCGUGUGCGUGCCCCUGUGGAUCCUCAUGUCCUUCCUGUGCCUGGUGGUCCUGUACUACAUCGUGUGGUCUGUGCUGUUCCUGCGCUCCAUGGACGUGAUUGCAGAACAGCGGAGGACGCACAUCACCAUGGCGCUGAGCUGGAUGACCAUCGUUGUGCCUCUCCUGACUUUUGAGAUCCUGCUGGUUCACAAGCUGGACGGCCACAACGCCUUCUCGUGUGUCCCCAUUUUUGUCCCCCUCUGGCUGUCCUUGAUCACGCUGAUGGCAACCACGUUUGGACAGAAGGGAGGAAAUCACUGGUGGUUUGGGAUUCGCAAGGACUUCUGCCAGUUUCUCCUGGAAAUCUUCCCAUUUUUGAGAGAAUAUGGGAACAUCUCCUACGACCUCCAUCAUGAAGACAGUGAGGAAAGUGAAGACACCCCUGUUCCAGAGCCUCCUAAAAUUGCCCCCAUGUUCCGAAAGAAGACCAGGGUCGUCGUCACCCAGAGUCCUGGAAAGUAUGUCCUCCCACCUCCCAAACUGAACAUCGAGAUGCCGGAUUAGAGACCACGUCCUGGACAGCCCUGGCGGGCCGGCUUUCCUCCCGCCCUGCCCUGCCUCAUGCUCGCCCACCCAGAAGCGGCCCUGAGCCUGAGCUGGCUCCAGGCACCCCAUCUCAUGCCUUGUUUGCACUCAAUGCCUAGUGGGGACUCACCCCCAAGGACAGACCACUGGGGGGCCAUGGUGGGCGGUGGCCACGCAUGAGGAAGACAGCGGGAAGUGCCAGCAGGAAAAGCCUCUCCCUGAGGCCAGGCUUCGCAGUGGCCAGGCACAGGAACCAGAGGACGGCCACGCACUGUGCGUCCCAGCACCCAGCUUCAUACCCACCACGUCUGUUCUGGGACUCAGUGAUGACGGGGGGCCAGCCUGGCACGGGGCUGUUCUGGGUGAUCGGAGGAACUCACCGCUCAGGCCCUAGGGGCUCCCCUUUCAAUCUGGGUGGUUCCACGGGGCUGGCCACUGACAGCACUUUCCAGGAUCCUUGGCCAGACCGUGCGGGGGUGACUCGUGCCUGUACAGUAUUUAUACGACUCUUUUAGCAUUGUAAUAUAGUGUGUUCCCUCCUGGUUCCAUACGGCCUCUUCUGUGGGCCUGCGUUUUCACCAGCUGGCACUGGGGAUAGCUCGUCUGUGGCCGAGGGCCCAGCUGGCACUCCUUCCCCACCCCCACACCCCCUGCAUGGGACGUGGCCUGUCCCCCUUGAAUUUCUGCACACACCUGGAAGCUGCUACCGCUCGCGCAGCUGUGACCUUCAGAGGGUUUGGUCCUUGACAUACAGGAACACUGGCUGUGCCAGAAAACACUACAGCAGGGUAGAGGAUGCCGGAUAGAGUGGCUGAGGCCAGAAACGGCCAGAGGUGGCUUGUGUAGACAGCUAGACGUUUGUCCAGACCCAUUGAGGUCUCAGGUGGGGUCCACACUGAACUGGGUCAGCCACACCCCCAGAGCUGCUGGUACAGCCCGGAACCCAACAGCUCCAUGGCAGAUCCACAGGACAGGGGGUACCUCCUGACACUUGCAGCUGCUUUGAGUGCAGGGAUGGGAGCAUCUGCUUCCUCACCAAGGAGAAGAACCUGGCCAGGCCUGCAGCAGCCACACGAGGCAGAGUGGGGAGAGGGCAGUGGUUUGGACAUGGGGAAUGGUGUUACCUGGCCUUGGUGUGGUGGAGCUCCAGACACACCCCUUCUCCCUGUAGCUGUUCGAUGAAGCAGGCUGUCGCUGUCCAAGGCAUGGACAGUCAGCUUUCCCGGUGCAGGAGCAGGUGUGGCUCUCAGCCUGGGGAGGCCUGCUGUUGCCCUGGGCGAAGCGUGCAGGGCAGGGGUGCCCCUAAACAACUGCAGCAGAAGCCUGUCAUGGGGCAGCGGAACACUGGGGUCCCAGAGUUUCUCCUGUGGCCUGAGGACCCACAGCAGCUGCUGGUCCGGCCUGGUGACCUGACUGGCUUUUCAGCUUUUCAUACCAUCUCGCCCUGAAGUCUGCCCUUCAGUGGUCCCUGGGCGAAGCCCACUCACGUCCACAGCUCAGUGUUGCUUCCCUUUCAAUAAAAUGCCGUGAGUCCCGGCCACCGCCCUGGCGUGUCUGCCUUGCUGUGCGCACCACUCCG